Pipistrellus nathusii (Nathusius's pipistrelle) is the source of this 999-nucleotide messenger RNA. The record is from the annotation of a GenBank genome assembly. NCBI's taxonomy places the organism in Eukaryota, Metazoa, Chordata, Mammalia, Chiroptera, Vespertilionidae.
AUGCGGCCGGCCGGGCGGCUCGCGAGCGGAGCGGCGCUGUGGCUGCUGCUGGCGGCCCGGGCGGUGGCGGCGAUCGAGCCCAUCAGCAUGGCCAUCGCCGUCGGGGCCGCGUCCAUCAUCACCGGCUACUUCUCCUACUGCCGCUUCGCCGAGUGCUGCCCCGAGCAGCGGCCGCUCAACGCGACGGCCCUGCAGCUGGCGUUGGAGGAGAAGCUGUUUGGGCAGCACCUGGCCACGGAGGUGAUUCUCAAGGCGCUGACCAGCUUCAGGAACAACGACAACCCCAAGAAACCGCUGACCCUCUCCCUACACGGCUGGGCCGGCACAGGCAAGAACUUUGUGAGCCAAAUCGUGGCUGAACACCUUCAUGCAAAAGGCCUGAAGAGCAACUUUGUCCACCUGUUUGUGUCGACUCUGCACUUCCCUCACGAGCAGCAGAUAACCCUGUACCAGGACCAGUUACGGAAGUGGAUCCGGGGCAACGUGAGUGCCUGCGCCAGCUCCGUGUUCAUCUUCGAUGAGAUGGACAAGCUGCACCCUGGGGUCAUCGACGCCAUCAAGCCGUUUCUGGACUACUACGAGCAGCUGGACAGCGUGUCCUACCGGAAGGCCGUCUUCAUCUUCCUCAGCAACGCAGGCGGGGACCUCAUCACGCAGACGGCCCUGGGGUUCUGGCGGGCGGGCCGGAAGCGGGAGGACAUCCAGCUGAAGGACCUGGAGCCCGUGCUGUCGGUGGGAGUCUUCAACAACAAGCACAGUGGCCUGUGGCGCAGUGGGCUGAUCGACAAGAACCUCAUCGACUACUUCAUCCCCUUCCUGCCGCUGGAGUACUCGCACGUGAAGAUGUGCGUGCGCGCAGAGAUGAGGGCCCGCGGCGCCGCCGUGGACGAGGACGUUGUCACCAGGGUGGCGGAGGAAAUGACCUUUUUCCCCAAAGACGAGAAAAUCUACUCCGACCGGGGCUGUAAGACUGUGCAGUCGCGGCUGGACAUCCUGUGA